AUGCUGCCAGCCGCCGGGAGCCCGCCGCGGGGUCGGCUGGACAAGGGCGCGGGCGCGGGCCGCUGGGUCAGCCGGCCGGCGGUGCGCAGCUCGCGGGGGAGGGGAGGGGCCGGGGCGGCUGGCGGCCGCGGGGCGAGGACGAGGCGGCGCGGCGCGGGCCCGGCUGCCUGGCGCGCCCCCGCUCUCCCUGCGCGCUCCCGGCCCGCCGCGCCCCCCGGCGGGCCGCCUUCAAAGACGCAAACACCGCCUCGCUUCUUGGGACCCGGGAGGCCCGAGGUUUGCUCGGACAGCGAAGCCUGUCGCCGGCCGCGCCCGCGGGUCUUGUUCCCCUCCGCCCCUAGCCUCAGCUGCAAGCGCUGGAGGCGGCCGCGCCCCUGGUGGGAGUUGGGGUGGGGAGAAGGGAAGGGGCUGCGCGCCCUCGAUCACGAAUCGAUUUUUCACAGAGGGUCGUCAGUGACCCAAGGGCUGCUGGCGUUUGCUAUCCUUUCCGAGUUUCGGGUUUCAGUGGGUCAGGUUCUGGCAGGAAUUAGUGAUCCGCUUCCCAGCAAGAGUUUCAUUAACUCUCGCACCCCCUUAGCGGGAGAAGCAAAGAAGAAAACAGACUGUGACGUGUUGGGCGCUUUUACAAUUCCCUGUUUACAUGACUGUCUUCACAAAUCUACAAAUUGGGAAAUGACCAUCUUAUGGGUGCAUUCUGGCUUUGAGUGUCGUCAGCAACAGCCUGUAUCCGUGCCUGUCUGGGAGUUGAGGGUUUGUGGCCAGCGGCAGGUGCAUGGCUGA
Lutra lutra (Eurasian river otter) is the source of this 780-nucleotide messenger RNA. RefSeq lists its product as uncharacterized. Bases 1 to 780 code for a protein of 259 amino acids. NCBI's taxonomy places the organism in Eukaryota, Metazoa, Chordata, Mammalia, Carnivora, Mustelidae. The transcript has 4 exons. The record is from RefSeq and is a predicted model, not a curated record.